CUCCCGUCUCGAGAGCUAAUCUGAUUCUUGCUGCUAAAAAAUGUGUUGUGGGGACACUUAUCGGGACAAAACGAAAAAUAUUGCAAUAUUUCAAAUGGUUUGCACCACGCUAAUCAACGUGGUGUGUGCAUGGUUCCUGAUUUCCAUUUAUACGGACAAAGGGUACAUGUCGAGGCGAACGGAACGUAUUGCAGAUGAGUUCGCGGGGUUGUUGGUGGGAGGACUUUUUGGCCUAUUGUUAGCCAUAUUACUUUUCCUGGGGGCGAAACAGGGGAGCAGAACAAAAUGUCGAAUAUGGCUUUGGUUUUACACUGUAACCACGUGUUUGUCACUCUGUCACGCGUUCGUUGUCAUCAUGCCGGCUGCCGCGGGGGACAAAACUGCACGCAUUCCGACCGGAGAGUUUUUCGGGCUUGGGCUGAGUUUCUACUUUCUCCACGUCGUCGAUAAGUACUCGGGUGAGUUAAGAGUGCUUCAAGAAGAAUGUGUGGCUCGACGUCAAGAAGCUGGAAACACCAAUGGUUUCCCUGCAGAGGAGACUGUGUGAAUUUGCAAUAAUUUCGAAAUUUAUUUAUCUCUAUCAUGUAGGUUAAAAGUAACAUAAUUGUGGACCGUCCACAUAUUACGUCAUCGGAACGGUGGGUGGGGGUUUUUCUGUGCCCUAUCUACAUAUGUACCUUACUCGUUUAAGCUUAACAUAAAGGGAUGAGCGGGUUGUA
Molecule: messenger RNA, 719 nt
Organism: Folsomia candida
Lineage: Eukaryota; Metazoa; Arthropoda; Collembola; Entomobryomorpha; Isotomidae
Exons: 4
Coding region: 41-547 (168 amino acids)
Source: RefSeq, a predicted model, not a curated record